AUGCCUUCAGUUUAUUACAAUAAAGGAAAGGGGGGGUCGUCUUCCUCGCGAAGUUCUUCCUCGCAGACAGUUUGCAGACGAGCAAAAUUCUUCCGGUUCAGAGGUUUCCAGAUCUGCACGCCUUGCUCCGCCUCGCUACGCUUCAACACGCCUUGCAACGCCUUCUUACGCCUUCCCAUCGCUAAACGUGCAACUCGCGAAACAGCCGACCGCCUCGGGCGUUUUCCUGCCGCCUCGCGCCGACGCGCGCGAAGGCAUGCCUUUGAAAACACUGAUACAUAUAUACCCUCCAACAUGAAGCAAAAGAUAUUAGUGAAGGUGCAAAUGCACUGA
This is a messenger RNA of Prunus armeniaca (apricot), 333 nucleotides long. The record is from the annotation of a GenBank genome assembly. NCBI's taxonomy places the organism in Eukaryota, Viridiplantae, Streptophyta, Magnoliopsida, Rosales, Rosaceae.